Messenger RNA from Candidula unifasciata, 769 nucleotides. The record is from the annotation of a GenBank genome assembly. NCBI's taxonomy places the organism in Eukaryota, Metazoa, Mollusca, Gastropoda, Stylommatophora, Geomitridae.
GUAAAAUGUCAAACAACAGUGCAAUAUUGCGGCAAUACACCAGCCGAUGUGGUGUUCAUGCUAGAUAGCUCUAAUUCAAUGUGGGGUCCCCACUUCGUACAGCAACUGGAGUUUGUAAGAAAUGUGACGGCAAUGUUUAAGAUAGGGCACAACGAAACCCAGGUCGGUUUAGCAACGUUUAACGACGAGGUCCAGCUACAGUUCUAUCUCAAUGAAUACACAGACAAGGAUAAGUUGUUACGAGCUAUUCGCAUGGUUCAACAAACACACGGACCCAGCACAGCAACAGACAAGGCAGUCCGCUUUUUGAGAACCCGCUUUUUCCAUGCACGACAUGGCGCUAGAUCCAGUGUGCCACACAUCGCCAUUAUUAUCACAGACGGUCAGAGCGACAACUUGAUGAAAACCUUGAUAGAAGCUACAAAAGCUAAACGAGAGAAUAUCAUUAUCUUCACUGUGGGUGUUGGAAACGCUGUCAACAGCCUGGAGUUGGAACGAAUGGCCAGUAGUCCUUCUCAUGAGUAUGCAUUCAUCGUGGACAGUUUCUCAUUUCUGAACUCGAUCAAGGAAAAGCUAGCGAUCAGAACAUGUCAAGUACAGUCACCUACGACGCAGAUGCCAAAAGCUACAAUUUCUACAACCCGAAUACAAACAACUAUAGCAACACGAGAACCAACAACUUUAACAACACAAAGACCAACAACUGCGGCUAUUACCUUGGCCACCACAACAAGCAGUUCACGAGUCGAAACAACCGAGUUACCGCCAA